Neohortaea acidophila is the source of this 1074-nucleotide messenger RNA. Its product is annotated as PUA-like domain-containing protein. The transcript is spliced from 3 exons. Lineage: Eukaryota; Fungi; Ascomycota; Dothideomycetes; Mycosphaerellales; Teratosphaeriaceae. The record is from RefSeq and is a predicted model, not a curated record. Bases 1 to 1074 code for a protein of 357 amino acids.
AUGCCAGUCGCCGUAAGAAGAGCAGCCGUCGCAGAACAUACCUCCUCCCCUCCCCUCCCUUCCUCCUCCAUCUUCACUCCCCAAUCCCUGCUCCAACAAUCCCGCUGGAUCCGCGAUGAUCUAGACCCGCAAGUCGCCCGCAACGGCCCCAACGCCCUGCGCUCCGACGACCUCCUGGUCCUCGACCAAUUCCUGCGCAAAAUACAAGCCUCCAAACUCACGCUGGACGACAUCCGCUACAGCCGCCUGCACCUCGCGAUGCUUAGCAUUUCCGGCUUGGCGACGCGGUGGCCCAACAAAUUGAUUGAGAGGGCGGAUAAAUUAAGGGCCGAUUGGGAGGCGCUGUAUGGCCCGCUGAAGACCUGGGGGACGCCGUUGUAUGAGAAGGGUGGGAGGCUGAAUGGCUUGUGCAAGGCUGAGGAUGUGCAUAAUGAGAUGCUCCUUGCGAAAUGGUUGAAGUCGAAAAGUGCGAAGAUUAACCCGCUUUCGUCGAGGAAGAGUGGGAGCAUUGGCUUCACUGCUGGGGACUGGUGGAUCAGCCCCAUCUUCGCCUUCAAAGACGGCAUCAUCGACUCGCCCAGCUCCGAAGGCGGCAUCACCGCAGACAGCAAAGGCGCCUACGCGCUUCUGAUGAUUGAUGACGAAGAGCUGGGCAGUCUCUCGCCCACCACUUUCACGUAUCGGACAAAGCCACAAGACAACGGUCGAUAUCGCCUGACGAGCGCUACCAUAGGCUCCAGACACCCGAUUCGCGUGCUGCGAAGCCAUACGUUGCGCAGUUUCUGGGCGCCCAAAGCGGGUGUGAGAUAUGACGGGUUACACAAAGUGGUGGGCUGGUCGAUCAUCACCGACAAAGCGACGAAGCAGAUGGUAUAUCAGGUGCAACUCGAGCGACUUCCCAGCGAGCCGAGCAUGGAUGUCGUCCUCCGUCGGCCGUACUCGGAUGAAGUGGAGGACUACGGGGAGUACAAGCGUCUUCGACACGUUCUCCGCGAGCAGCAGGAGGAGGCGGCACGAGGGGCGGGCAUUGCUAGGCUGGUUGUCAACCCCGACUUCGUGCUCACGGAUGCUUGA